GUGCUAUGGAAAGAAUCUGUGGUCUGAUCUAGCUAAAUCAGUGUCGCUUUCUUGAUCAGUUGAGUUUGAAUAGACUCUAAGGCAUAGGGUUCCCCUGAGUUGGUUGUGAGCUGAAUACCUCCUUCAACUAGACAGAGAACAAUGCCCUUGGUCAACCCUACACAUUGUUCAAGCAGGACGACCUUGGGUCGUUCCCAACUACCCAAGGCCGUUCCUUGCCUUAAAGAAUAAGCUUAAAUAGGGUGAAAAUCCAUUGUCGAAGUCAUUAAAUCCAUUACACUCACACCCAAGCUCAUCACACACCUUCAAACCAUCUCACCACAAAUCCAAAUACACGCUCAGAAGCAUACUAGCUCGCACCACACACAUCUUCCAAAAUGUGUACGAAGAGCAUCCUUAACCUUCUGCUGAGCAGAACCGAGCGUCAGGUUGACCAAGCCGCGGAUUAUGUAUCCCCCUUGCCUCUACCCACUGAAAACUCUCCAGCAUCAUCUUCUUCCUCCUUGAAGAGCUAUCGAAAGCUUCUAGGGGACGCCACCGUAGGCCUCAACGAGGAUUCAGAGUUUGAUUCAGAGUCCGACGACGAGAAUCCAGGCUUUAGAUCGUCUCAGUCUACAGACUCGCUGGCCUUUGACCAAACCCAGAUCGGCGUCUCCCAAUGGCUUAGGGAGGUUGAAGCCGCCACAGGUACUCUGAGAGCGCGUAAUCCGGAUCCAGCCUCGGCUUCACCUAGUCAGGACCUUCCUUCUGAUUCGUACAACGGAAAUCAGUCCAGAUGGUCUCAUUCCACCGACUCGCUGGCUCGCGAGGGACCUCCCAAUGACUUCUCUUUCUGGGACCUAGAGACCGAAUCCGAGACGGGUAGUCCGACAUCUACUUCGACUAGCCAGAGCCUCUCUUCCAGUAGUUCGUCGUCGACGCAAGGAGAAGCUGCUGGAGACCUCGAUGGUGAGGAUGUCAGAGAGCCCCCUCAGGUUGACCCAGUCACUUUUGCCUUGCUGUGGAGCAGGGACGAUUCGAUUCUUGUUAGGCUGCGCGGCGGCGGCGAGAAGCCUCCUCAUUUCCACACGCCAACUCCUGCUAUGUUGAGCCCUAGAGCCACCUGGUAUGUUGAUGAGAUUGAAACCGCUCGAUCUGUUGAAGUGUAUGGGUUUGGUCCAGGUGAUGCCACGGUUGUCGACAGUGGUGCAACCUUGGAGUGGUGCAACCUUGGAGGCUGCCGAGGUUCCUGUUAGGAACAACCCCAAGCGUCAGGGUCGAGUCUUUGGAGGUGCUUUUGAUCGGUUGUCAUUUGGGAUAGAGAGGUAAUGUUGUAUACUGGUUUUGAUUGGGUUAGAGUGAGUAAGAAAAAGUUUGUUGGUAGGUGUUCUCCCAUUUAAAGGCGUUGGGUUAGU
Messenger RNA from Colletotrichum phormii, 1394 nucleotides. RefSeq lists its product as uncharacterized. The transcript has 2 exons. The record is from RefSeq and is a predicted model, not a curated record. NCBI's taxonomy places the organism in Eukaryota, Fungi, Ascomycota, Sordariomycetes, Glomerellales, Glomerellaceae. Bases 378 to 1235 code for a protein of 285 amino acids.